This is a messenger RNA of Gigantopelta aegis, 748 nucleotides long. Its product is annotated as WAP four-disulfide core domain protein 3-like. Gene Ontology annotation, cellular component: extracellular region. Bases 1 to 708 code for a protein of 235 amino acids. Lineage: Eukaryota; Metazoa; Mollusca; Gastropoda; Neomphalida; Peltospiridae. The transcript has 3 exons. Gene Ontology annotation, molecular function: peptidase inhibitor activity. The record is from RefSeq and is a predicted model, not a curated record.
AUGGAAGGUGCCUGUGCUUACCCACCAUGUGAAAAAGGACCGGUCUGCCACAGAUUACCAUCUAGUGCCCCAGUGGAUAAGCCAGGCCACUGCGGCAAACCGACCGGGCCCGCUGACUGUCAGCAUGCCUGUACGUCAGAUCACGAGUGUCCUGGAACUCGCAAGUGCUGCAGCAAUGGCUGCGGCAUGUCUUGUAGUCGACCAAUGUUGACAGUGAAAGAAGGCACCUGUCCACAUUUUCAACAUUCAAUGAUAGAAAGCUGCAUGGUGGUGUGUCACUUGGACCAGGAAUGCACUGGAUCUCAGAAGUGUUGCGCCACUGGUUGCGGCACGACUUGCACGGAACCCAUAACCAUCAAGACGAAGCCGGGGAUCUGUCCAGCCAUGAUGCUCGUCAACCACUGCUUCUCCCAAUGUGCAUCCGACGAGAGCUGUCCCAGCUUUGAGAAAUGCUGCAAAAGCGCGUGCGGGACGUCCUGCCAGAAGCCGGUCGGGGUGGUGACCAGUACGACCACGGCGAGGCGGUGUCCCAAGGACGUGGUCGUCGCCACUGAUUGCUGGAACAGGUGUUCAUCUGAUGAAGACUGUUUUCACAAUGCUAUGUGUUGUAAGACGUCCUGUGGACGAGUUUGUCUGAGUCCAUCUGAGGGGUCGUCUUUUUACCCACAGCUCGGAGAAGAAGCGAUUGUAUUGUCUACAAUAUCAUGAUUGCUGAAAUAACUAAAUGGAAUAAAAUGCUGGGAACAUG